CGUGUCUCCUAACCCCACGAUUAGAGAAAUGCAUCAAACAAUAUGUACUAAUCGGCUAAGGCCAUUUAUUCCCCCAGAAUGGGCUGCAGAUAACAUUUUAAAAUCAAUGGGUCAUUUGCUUGAAACAUGCUGGGAAGAAGAUCCAAGAAGUCGACCGACUGUUGAAAUUAUCAAACAGUCAUUAGAAGUCAUCAAAGAAGAAGGAGAUAUUGCCGAAGAAUUAUUAUAAAUAUUCUAA
This is a messenger RNA of Trichogramma pretiosum, 238 nucleotides long. RefSeq names its product bone morphogenetic protein receptor type-1B-like. The coding region runs from base 29 to 229 and encodes 66 amino acids. The record is from RefSeq and is a predicted model, not a curated record. Lineage: Eukaryota; Metazoa; Arthropoda; Insecta; Hymenoptera; Trichogrammatidae. The transcript has 2 exons.